AUAGGUCGGGACGUGGAUUCAAACCAGGAAGGCUGUCCGCGAUUGGCUACGAACCGUCCUGUCGCUCGGGCCUGACGGGUGGGGGGGUUAUUGUGUGUGUGAGGCUGAGAGUGCGCGGUACCGGCGGCAGUGAGGAACGUAGACACGGGGUAACUUCAUCCGGACCUUCUCACGGCGAAGCUCGGAGUUCCGGAUCAUGGCUGGUGGUAAGGCUGGGAAGGAUAGUGGGAAGGCCAAGGCCAAAGCUGUAUCUCGCUCCCAAAGAGCAGGACUGCAGUUCCCUGUGGGUCGUAUCCAUAGACACUUGAAGACUCGCACUACCAGCCACGGAAGAGUUGGUGCUACCGCAGCAGUGUACAGUGCUGCCAUUUUGGAAUACCUUACUGCUGAGGUAUUGGAGUUGGCAGGAAACGCCUCUAAAGAUCUAAAGGUGAAGCGUAUCACUCCUCGUCACUUGCAGCUAGCCAUCAGGGGGGAUGAAGAAUUAGACUCCCUUAUCAAGGCCACCAUUGCAGGAGGAGGUGUCAUUCCUCACAUCCACAAGUCUCUGAUCGGAAAGAAGGGACAGCAGAAAACUGCAUAAGGAAUCGGGUCCUGCUGCCAUCUACCAUUGUACUGUAACUGGGACAGAGGAAAGAGGAUGGGGUUAUGUGAAAUCUGUUUUGUUUUUAUUUUCGUUUAAAAAGAUUUCAUUUUCUAAAAGAACUAGUUCAUGGAAUAGACAGCAGAGAGUGUAGACUUAAGAGGAAACCUGUGUAUGUUGUUUAGGUUCAAAAGUUUCAGAGAAAAAGAAAAACAAAAAAAAAAAGUUCCUGGAGUCUUGUAAAUGAAAUCUGUGUGUUGAUUGGCUAGGUUUCUCCCGUGUGUUUUAUACAAAAAUGGAACAGAUAAACCAUUUUUUACAUAA
This is a messenger RNA of Nanorana parkeri, 907 nucleotides long. Its product is annotated as histone H2A.V. The coding region runs from base 197 to 583 and encodes 128 amino acids. Gene Ontology annotation, molecular function: DNA binding; protein heterodimerization activity; structural constituent of chromatin. Gene Ontology annotation, cellular component: nucleosome. The transcript has 5 exons. Lineage: Eukaryota; Metazoa; Chordata; Amphibia; Anura; Dicroglossidae. The record is from RefSeq and is a predicted model, not a curated record.